UUGGUCGUGUAGUUAUGGGAUAGGGAUAAUCUUGUGGGAGCUUCACUCGGCUGUUAUUGAGAUUAGAUUUGCAUUUUCAUCAGGGCACGAGCAAAGAUUUAAUCAUUUCUCGGUGUUCCAGCUCAGAGAAGAAGCGAGGGCGAAUUCUGCCAGAUCUGAAGUUAAUCCUCACCUCGCAUCGUGAGCGCGUGGAGUGGCAGCUAGUGAGACGGUGCCCACCGUUGAGAACGCGCACGGAGCAGCGGGACGUUCUUGGUCUUUCUCUACAGUCCUCUUUCAGUUCUUACUAUGUGCCGAGACCAAUAAGGAAAAGGAUGCAUUCAGUGGGAAGACGUUUUGAAUAGGAAAGCGGUGCCCGAUUAAGAGUGAUGGGUUAGGACGGGCAAACGGAGCUCGGUUUGAGCUACACUUGCAGGAGAACAUUUUUUUUAGCCCUCUCCAAAAAGCAGAGAUAGUGAUGGAAGUUGGAUGCCGAUUUAUUUCUCGUUGGGAUACAAGGACUGGCACGAAUUAAAGAAAAUGGAGAUCAACAUUAAGUUUGACUCCAGGACGACGGAGGCGAGGAAGGGGCUGCGGUUGUUCCUGCUCUACUUCAUGGCGGGGUUGUGUAUGAGUGCGCAGCAAGUCUUGAGAAUCGGUGGGAUUUUUGAGACCAUGGAGAACGAGCCCGUGAGCGUGGAGGAGCUGGCUUUCAAAUUCGCCGUCACCAACAUCAACCGGAACAAAACCCUGAUGCCCAACACCACCCUGACGUACGACAUUCAGAGAAUAAACCUCUUCGACAGCUUUGAAGCCUCGAGAAGAGCGUGUGACCAGCUGGCCCUGGGCGUGGCGGCGGUGUUUGGCCCCUCACACAGCUCGUCGGUGAGCGCGGUGCAGUCCAUCUGUAACGCCCUGGAGGUGCCGCACAUCCAGACCCGCUGGAAGCACCCGUCCGUGGACAACAAGGACAGCUUCUACAUCAACCUGUACCCCGAGCACUCCUCCGUCAGCCGCGCCAUCCUGGACGUGGUGCAGUUCUACAAGUGGAGGGCGGUGACCGUGGUCUACGAGGACAGCACGGGGCUGAUGCGUCUGCAGGAGCUGAUCAAAGCGCCGUCGAGGUACAACAUUAAAGUGAAGAUCCGGCAGCUGCCCCCUGGGAACGCGGACGCCCGGCCCCUGCUGAAGGAGAUGAAGAAGGGCAGGGAGUUCUUCGUCAUCUUCGACUGCUCCUACCCCACGGCCGCCGACAUCCUCAAGCAGAUAAUGUCCAUGGGAAUGAUGACCGAAUACUACCACUUCUUUUUCACGACUCUGGACAUGUUCGCCCUGGAUCUGGACCCGUACCGCUUCAGCGGGGUGAACAUGACGGGGUUCCGCCUGCUGAACAUGGACAGCCCGUACGUGGCCUCCGUGAUGGAGAAGUGGUCUAUGGAGCGCGUGCAGGCCCCGUCCAGACCUGAGAUCGGGCUCCGGGACGGUGUGAUGACGACGGAGGCGGCCCUGAUGUACGACGCCGUGUACAUGGUUGCCGUGGCAGCGCAGCGCUCCACGCAGAUGACGGUCAGCUCGCUGCAGUGCCACAGACACAAGCCCUGGCGCUUCGGACCGCGCUUCAUGAACCUGUUCAAGGAAGCACAGUGGAACGGGCUGACGGGACACGUGCUCCUGAACAGGACGGACGGCUUGAGGAAGGACUUCACCUUGGACGUCAUCAGCCUGAGAGAGGACGGCACGGCGAAGGUUGCCGUUUGGAACUCCAUAACCGGCCUAAACUUAACUGAACUCAGCCUGGCCGAAAACAUGAACAUCUCCGACUCCAUGGCAAACAGAACACUCAUCGUCACCACUAUUCUGGAAAACCCCUACGUCAUGUAUAAGAAGUCGAACAAAGAGCUGUAUGGGAACGACAGAUUUGAAGGGUACUGUCUGGACCUGCUGAAGGAGCUGUCCAACAUCCUGGGCUUCUCGUACGAGGUGAAGCUGGUGUCAGACGGAAAGUACGGGGCGCAGAACGACAAGGGCGAGUGGAACGGCAUGGUGCGGGAGCUCAUAGACCACAUAGCUGACCUGGCAGUCGCUCCUCUGACCAUCACCUACGUGAGGGAGAAGGUCAUCGACUUCUCCAAGCCCUUCAUGACCCUGGGCAUCAGCAUUCUGUACCGCAAGCCCAACGGCACCAACCCGGGGGUGUUCUCCUUCCUCAACCCCCUGUCCCCCGACAUCUGGAUGUACGUCCUGCUGGCCUGCCUGGGGGUCAGCUGUGUGCUGUUCGUCAUCGCCCGGUUUACCCCCUACGAGUGGUAUAACCCGCACCCCUGCAACCCCGAUUCGGACGUGGUGGAGAACAAUUUUACGUUACUCAAUAGUUUCUGGUUUGGAGUUGGCGCUCUCAUGCAGCAAGGGUCAGAGCUGAUGCCUAAAGCUCUGUCCACCCGAAUUGUGGGAGGGAUCUGGUGGUUCUUCACGCUCAUAAUAAUAUCCUCGUACACGGCCAACCUGGCCGCCUUCCUGACGGUGGAGCGGAUGGACUCGCCCAUCGACUCUGCGGACGACCUGGCCAAGCAGACGAAGAUAGAGUACGGCGCCGUGCGAGACGGAUCCACCAUGACGUUCUUUAAGAAAUCUAAAAUCUCCACGUAUGAAAAGAUGUGGGCUUUCAUGAGCAGCCGGAAAAGCACGGCCCUGGUGAAGAACAACCGGGAGGGCAUUCAGAGAGUGCUCACCACGGACUACGCCCUCCUCAUGGAGUCCACCAGCAUCGAAUACAUCAGCCAGCGCAACUGCAACCUCACGCAAAUCGGAGGACUGAUAGACUCUAAAGGCUACGGUGUAGGAACUCCUAUUGGCUCUCCCUACAGGGACAAGGUGACCAUCGCCAUCCUGCAGCUGCAGGAGGAGGGGAAGCUCCACAUGAUGAAGGAGAAGUGGUGGAGGGGCAACGGCUGCCCGGAGGAGGACAGCAAGGAGGCCAGCGCCCUGGGCGUGGAGAACAUCGGGGGCAUCUUCAUCGUGCUGGCCGCCGGCCUCGUCCUCUCCGUGUUCGUGGCCAUCGGAGAGUUCAUCUACAAAGCCCGCAAGAACACCGACAUCGAGGAGUGUAUUUCCUUUAGUGCCGUCAUGGAGGAGCUGGGCAUCUCGCUCCGCUGUCACAGACCCGUGAAGAAAAAGGUGAAAUCCAAGGGACGAACGGGCCUGUCCAGCCUCCUGCUGUGCCAACCCAAGCGCGUCCUGAGGAAAGGAACUCUGGGAUAGGUCACGGAGGUCGGGCAGUCCGUACGGAGGCUUCGGGCUAUUCAUUCACACUUUGUUGUCUAUCUCUUUAUAUUAAAAAAAAAAAACAAACACAUUUUUUUUUGUUUUACACAACACAUGAGAAUGCCGGAUGCUGUGUUGCUGCGUAUGGUCUCAACUUGAUAACGUCAACAAAAAAGUUUUUUCAUUUUAUUUUAUUUUUUUUCAUUAUGGAUGAAUGAAAUGUAGGAAUAGAACUCUCAACGGUCUGACUCCUGAUGCCCAUCCUGUUUGUGUUAAUACGUACAUUUUCUUGUGCUGUCCCUACUUUUCACAAUAAAAAUGUUUAUAAUU
Conger conger (European conger) is the source of this 3570-nucleotide messenger RNA. It is a transcript of the gene grik1a, whose product is annotated as glutamate receptor, ionotropic, kainate 1a. Gene Ontology annotation, molecular function: kainate selective glutamate receptor activity; transmitter-gated monoatomic ion channel activity involved in regulation of postsynaptic membrane potential. The transcript has 16 exons. The coding region runs from base 469 to 3237 and encodes 922 amino acids. Gene Ontology annotation, biological process: monoatomic ion transport; modulation of chemical synaptic transmission; synaptic transmission, glutamatergic. Gene Ontology annotation, cellular component: kainate selective glutamate receptor complex; presynaptic membrane; plasma membrane. The record is from RefSeq and is a predicted model, not a curated record. NCBI's taxonomy places the organism in Eukaryota, Metazoa, Chordata, Actinopteri, Anguilliformes, Congridae.